Molecule: messenger RNA, 673 nt
Organism: Triticum urartu
Lineage: Eukaryota; Viridiplantae; Streptophyta; Magnoliopsida; Poales; Poaceae
Product: large ribosomal subunit protein eL33w
Biological process (GO): translation
Cellular component (GO): ribosome
Molecular function (GO): structural constituent of ribosome
Source: RefSeq, a predicted model, not a curated record
UAAAACCCCGUGCUCUAGGGUUCAUUCCUCCGCGCCGCCACCUCCUCCCGCUUCCCACCACCAUCUUCCCCGGCCACCGGCGGCGGCGACAAUGGUGCAGGGACGCCAGGGCCAGCGCGUCAGGCUCUACGUGCGGGGCACCAUCCUGGGCUACAAGAGGUCCAAGUCGAACCAGUACGAGAGCACGUCGCUGCUGCAGGUGGAGGGGGUGAACACCAAGGAGGACGUGUCGUACUACGCCGGCAAGCGCAUCGCCUACGUCUACAAGGCCAAGACCAAGAGCAGCGGCACCGCCGUCCGCUGCAUCUGGGGCAAGGUCACGCGCCCCCACGGCAACUCCGGCGUCGUGCGCGCGCAGUUCCGCUCCAACCUCCCCGCCACCUCCAUGGGCAAGAAGGUCCGCGUCUUCAUGUACCCCAGCAGCACCUGAAGGCUAUGUUGCCUAUUCUAUUUAGUUGUAGCUGGCUUUGUGGAUGUCUGUUAUCAGUUUGAUGACAGGUUUAUAACCAAAGAUUUUGUCGGUGAUUUUGGAAGAGUUUAGUUACAGACUGUUAGUUUCGUCUCGUGUAACUCAACUUGGUGACACAUUUUGCUCUGAAAUGAAGUAUGAUGUGGCUAUAAACUGUUUCUCUGGAGGAUCCGUAACAUAUUGAUUGAGAUGAUGUUUUCUCAA